Messenger RNA from Strongylocentrotus purpuratus (purple sea urchin), 1218 nucleotides. RefSeq names its product COMM domain-containing protein 7 (gene commd7). Gene Ontology annotation, biological process: tumor necrosis factor-mediated signaling pathway; negative regulation of DNA-templated transcription. The transcript is spliced from 8 exons. Gene Ontology annotation, molecular function: NF-kappaB binding. The coding region runs from base 54 to 659 and encodes 201 amino acids. The record is from RefSeq and is a predicted model, not a curated record. Lineage: Eukaryota; Metazoa; Echinodermata; Echinoidea; Camarodonta; Strongylocentrotidae.
AUUGAUAAUUGUAAUUUUGAUAGCUCUUGAUUCGUUCGUCCGCUGCUAGCAGAAUGGCAUCAACUUUUCAUUUUUCCACUGAAACGCCUCCAGAUUCGAUGUUCAGUGACAUUCAGUCUCUCAAUAAAUUCAAUGAAGAGCAAUUUUCUAAGCUUGUUGCAGUUGUCAUCAGCUUUCUUCUAGAACCAAAUAAGUCAAGUAAACUAUUGGGUCAACUGGAUGAAUUUGCAGAUGAACAAGGAGUCAGUGGACCAGCACUUAGAAAUGUGGUGAAAAGCCUUUUAGCUGUACCUUACAGUGCUGUGAGAAAGAAUUUAAGCCCCAGUGACCUGAAAGAAGACUUUGUAAAUCUUGGUCUAUCAGAAGAGAAAGCUGGCUAUGUAUCAAAUGAGUGGAAGUGUAAUCUGGUUGGAUUAUCAAGGAGUGCAGUGGGCCAAACUCUCACAGUGAAUCAACUGGUUGACAUGGAAUGGAAGUUUGGAGUGACAGCUGCAAGCAGUGAACUUCAGCAAGUAGGAAGCACAUUCAUUCAGAUGAAGCUGGUAGUCAACAAGGGUAACAAGACAGAGAAUGUCUACAUGGAGCUGUCGGUACCAGAGUUCUACUCAUUUUUACAUGAAAUGGAGAAGGCCAAAGCAAGCCUGGAGUACUUCAGUUAGCAGGGCAGAACAUUAAAUAGCUUGAGAUGUUUUUAAUUGCCCUAAGAUAGGGUUUAUACAUUGGUCAAUUGUUAAUAUAAAAAUUGACUCUAUUGGACAUUCCCAGAAAAUUGAAGAUAUUCUCUGUGAUACACGUACUAUUGUAGGAAUAAAAGAGAAUAUAAAUAUAUUUUUUCUCUCUCUUGUUUUCAAAGAACAAGUGGAUAUGAAAUACCCUCUUUGUAAUCAUAGCUAAUAUUUCUUUUAUAUUAUGAGAAAAUGUACUUUCUUUGCAUACCGGUACAUGUUUUUGCCAAAACCAACUGUACUUUAUGUAGGAGAAACAAACCAGGUUAUUACAAGAUUACUUUUAUUAUUUUAUAUAGACUUUGCCUUAGAUCUGAUGCACAUUCGUGCCAGCUUAUAGCACUAUACACUAUAUGGGGUUGGGGUUGGAAGUGGUGUCUCAGCAUCGUGAGUCUUAGAUGUAAUCUUAUGUUCUCGUAGAUCAUUUACAAUCUGCUUGAAGUCACUCAAGGAGUCAAAUUAUAUAUAUAUAUACCUGUUUACAUAUACCUGU